This is a messenger RNA of Knipowitschia caucasica, 5583 nucleotides long. Lineage: Eukaryota; Metazoa; Chordata; Actinopteri; Gobiiformes; Gobiidae. The record is from the annotation of a GenBank genome assembly.
AUGCUGUGUCUCCCUCUAGUGGCCGCUCUGCUCCUUCACUCUUCCCAAACAGAAGUCCAAAGCAACAUGGACUACAAACAUGGCGGAUCGGACUACACACGGGACUACAAAGACGGAGACAUAUGCUGUGGUUGGAAGUGCAUGUUGUUCACGCUGCAGUGGCCCGGGAGCUUCUGUCAGUUUCUGUCCGACGAGACUUUAUGUCACAUCCCUUCAUCCAUAAACUACUGGACCAUCCACGGACUCUGGCCUUACAAAGCGCAUAACUGUUGUCACUGUUGGCCCCUGUUCUAUUCCGACAUCAAGGAGUUGGAGACAAACCUGACUAAGUUCUGGCCGUCCUUCUUGAAAAUAACAACAGACUUCCAGUUCUGGACGUCUGAAUGGUUCAAACACGGUGUGUGUGCGGCGUGUGUCGAGGGCCUGAACUCUGCCUCCAGAUACUUCCACAGGAGUCUGCAGCUGUACCAGGAGUUCAACGUGACCAGAGUCCUGCACAGAGCGAACAUCACUCCGUCCUGGGACCAGACGUAUGAGGUGGAGCGGCUGCGACAGGCCGUACGUCCUCUGUUUGGGAACCAUCAUGAGAUCCAGUGCUUCAAAGACAAACAGGGACGGGAGCUGUUGUUCCAGAUGAAGAUCUCUCUGUUUCCGAACGGGACCAAGAACUGUUCACACUCAGAACCAAACUCAGACCACGGGCCCCGCCCCUCGCUGAUGGACCUGUUCGGGGACCUCCCGGAGCCCACACAGACCUCCGCUCCUGUUAAAACCAAAGCGCAAAGCCACAGCAACGGCGCGCAGGAUGGGGCGCGGAAGCGUAAAGCCAGCAAGGAGCAGGAGGAGGUGAAGGAGGAGCAGCAGCAGGAGGUGAAGGAGGAGGAGCAGGAGGAGGUGAAGCGAGUCUGCACAGAAGGUUCUCCAGUGUCUUCCCCUCAGGCCACACGUCUCAUGAACCGUCUGCCAGAGCUCAGAGGGUUCGUGGCAUCGAGACGAGGAGAGAGAGAUGAGAUGCAAGACUCGCAUGUUCUACUGUCGGACAUGAGAGGUCUACUGAAGACCAGGCCUAAAGCUGUUUCUCGUGUUUCGUUCUUUGCUGUCUUCGAUGGACACGGAGGAGCGCGCGCCUCCAGGUUCGGCGCCCAAAACCUGCACCAGACUCUGGCCCAGAAGUUUCCCUCAGGUGACUGCUCAAACCUGGACAAGCUGAUCAAGAAGAGUCUCCUGGACACGUUCAAACAGACGGACGACGACUUCCUCAAGAGAGCGACGAGCCAGAAGCCGGUCUGGAAGGACGGCUCCACAGCCACAUGUGCUCUGGUGGUUGAUGAUACCGUUUAUGUGGCCAAUCUGGGAGACAGCAGGGCUGUCCUCUCUCUCCUCCUCUGUCUCCCCAGGCUGUCCUCUCUCUCCUCCUUCUGUCUCCCCAGGCUGUCCUCUCUCUCCUCCUCCUGUCUCCCCAGGCUGUCCUCUCUCUCCUCCUCCUGUUUCCCCAGGCUGUCCUCUCUCUCCUCCUCCUGUCUCCCCAGGCUGUCCUCUCUCUCCUCCUCCCCUUGUCUCCCCAGGCUGUCCUCUCUCUCCUCCUCCUGUCUCCCCAGGCUGUCCUCUCUCUCCUCCUCCUGUUUCCCCAGGCUGUCCUCUCUCUCCUCCUCCUGUCUCCCCAGGCUGUCCUCUCUCUCCUCCUCCUGUUUCCCCAGGCUGUCCUCUCUCUCCUCCUCCUGUCUCCCCAGGCUGUCCUCUCUCUCCUCCUCCUGUCUCCCCAGGCUGUCCUCUCUCUCCUCCUCCUGUCUCCCCAGGCUGUCCCUCUCUCUCCUCCUCUGUCUCCCCAGGCUGUCCUCUCUCUCCCCCUCCUGUCUCCCCAGGCUGUCCUCUCUCUCCCCCUCCUGUCUCCCCAAGCUGUCCUCUCUCUCCUCCUGUCUCCCCAGGCUGUCCUCUCUCUCCUCCUCUGUCUCCCCAGGCUGUCCUCUCUCUCCUCCUCCUCUGUCUCCCCAAGCUGUCCUCUCUCUCCUCCUGUCUCCCCAGGCUGUCCUCUCUCUCCUCCUCCCUGUCUCCCCAGGCUGUCCUCUCUCUCCUCCUCCUGUUUCCCCAGGCUGUCCUCUCUCUCCUCCUCCUGUCUCCCAGGCUGUCCUCUCUCUCCUCCUCCUGUUUCCCCAGGCUGUCCUCUCUCUCCUCCUCCUGUCUCCCCAGGCUGUCCUCUCUCUCUCUCCUCCCAGGCCUCUCUCUCCUCCCCCAGAGUGUGUCUCUCUCUCCUCUGUCUCCAGGCUGUCCUCUCUCCUCUCUGUCUCCCCAGGCUGUCUCUCUCUCCCCUCUCUCCCCAAGCUGUCCUCUCUCUCCUCUGUCUCCCAGCUGUCUCUCUCUCUCCUCUCUGUCUCCCCAGGCUGUCCCUCUCUGUCUCCCAGCUGUCCUCCUCUCUCUCUCCCCAGGCUGUCCUCUCUCUCCUCCUCCUCUGUCUCCCCAGGCUGUCCUCUCUCUCCUCCUCCUCUGUCUCCCCAGGCUGUCCUCUCUCUCCUCCUCCUCUGUCUCCCCAGGCUGUCCUCUCUCUCCUCCUCUCUGUCUCCCCAGGCUGUCCUCUCUCUCCUCCUCCUCUGUCUCCCCAGGCUGUCCUCUCUCUCCUCCUCCUCUGUCUCCCCAGGCUGUCCUCUCUCUCUCCUCCUCUGUCUCCCAGGCUGUCCUCUCUCUCCUCCUCCUGUCUCCCCAGGCUGUCCUCUCUCUCCUCCUCCUGUCUCCCCAGGCUGUCCUCUCUCUCCUCCUCUGUCUCCCCAGGCUGUCCUCUCUCUCUCCCUCUGUCUCCCCAGGCUGUCCUCUCUCUCCUCCUCCUGUCUCCCCAGGCUGUCCUCUCUCUCCUCCUCUCCCAGCUGUCCUCUCUCCCUCUGUCUCCCCAGGCUGUCCUCUCUCUCCUCCUCCUCUGUCUCCCCAGGCUGUCCUCUCUCUCCUCCUCCUCUGUCUCCCCAGGCUGUCCUCUCUCUCCUCUUCCUCUGUCUCCCCAGGCUGUCCUCUCUUCCCUCUCUUACUCUCUGUCUCCCCAGGCUGUUCUCUCUCUCCUCCUCCUCUGUCUCCCCAGGCUGUCCUCUCUCUCCUCCUCCUCUGUCUCCCCAGGCUGUCCUCUCUCUCCUCCUCCUCUGUCUCCCCAGGCUGUCUCUCUCUCUCCUCCUCUGUCUCCCCAGGCUGUCCUCUCUCUCCUCCUCUGUCUCCCCAGGCUGUCCUCUCUCUCCUCCUCCUCUGUCUCCCCAGGCUGUCCUCUCUCUCCUCCUCCUGUUUCCCCAGGCUGUCCUCUCUCUCCUCCUCCUGUCUCCCCAGAGUGUCCUCUCUCUCCUCCUGUCUCCCCAAGCUGUCCUCUCUCUCCUCCUGUCUCCCCAGAGUGUCCUCUCUCUCCUCCUGUCUCCCCAGGCUGUCCUCUCUCUCCUCCUCCUCUGUCUCCCCAGGCUGUCCUCUCUCUCCUCCUCCUUUGUCUCCCCAGGCUGUCCUCUCUCUCCUCCUCCUCUGUCUCCCCAGGCUGUCCUCUCUUCCCUCUCUUACUCUCUGUCUCCCCAGGCUGUCCUCUCUCUCCUCCUCCUCUGUCUCCCCAGGCUGUCCUCUCUCUCCUCCUCCUCUGUCUCCCCAGGCUGUCCUCUCUCUCCUCCUCUGUCUCCCCAGGCUGUCCCUCUCUCUCCUCCUCCUGUCUCCCCAGGCUGUCCUCUCUCUCCUCCUCCUGUCUCCCCAGGCUGUCCUCUCUCUCCUCCUCCUGUCUCCCCAGAGUGUCCUCUCUCUCCUCCUCUGUCUCCCCAGGCUGUCCUCUCUCUCCUCCUCUGUCUCCCCAGGCUGUCCUCUCUCUCCCCCUCCUGUCUCCCCAAGCUGUCCUCUCUCUCCUCCUGUCUCCCCAGGCUGUCCUCUCUCUCCUCCUCUGUCUCCCCAGGCUGUCCUCUCUCUCCUCCUCCUCUGUCUCCCCAAGCUGUCCUCUCUCUCCUCCUGUCUCCCCAGGCUGUCCUCUCUCUCCUCCUCCUCUGUCUCCCCAGGCUGUCCUCUCUCUCCUCUUCCUCUGUCUCCCCAGGCUGUCCUCUCUCUCCUCCUCCUCUGUCUCCCCAGGCUGUCCUCUCUCUCCUCCUCCUCUAUCUCCCCAGGCUGUCCUCUCUCCUCCUCCUGUCUCCCCAGGCUGUCCUCUCUCUCCUCCUCCUGUCUCCCCAGGCUGUCCUCUCUCUCCUCCUCCUGUCUCCCCAGAGUGUCCUCUCUCUCCUCCUCUGUCUCCCCAGGCUGUCCUCUCUCUCCUCCUCUGUCUCCACAGGCUGUCCUCUCUCUCCCCCUCCUGUCUCCCCAAGCUGUCCUCUCUCUCUCUCCUCCUGUCUCCCCAGGCUGUCCUCUCUCUCCUCCUCUGUCUCCCCAGGCUGUCCUCUCUCUCCUCCUCUGUCUCCCCAGGCUGUCCUCUCUCUCCUCCUCCUCUGUCUCCCCAAGCUGUCCUCUCUCUCCUCCUGUCUCCCCAGGCUGUCCUCUCUUCCUCCUCCUCUGUCUCCCCAGGCUGUCCUCUCUCUCCUCCUCCUCUGUCUCCCCAGGCUGUCCUCUCUCUCCUCCUCCUCUGUCUCCCCAGGCUGUCCUCUCUCUCCUCUUCCUCUGUCUCCCCAGGCUGUCCUCUCUUCCCUCUCUUACUCUCUGUCUCCCCAGGCUGUCCUCUCUCUCCUCCUCCUCUGUCUCCCCAGGCUGUCCUCUCUCUCCUCCUCUGUCUCCCCAGGCUGUCCUCUCUCUCCUCCUCCUCUGUCUCCCCAGGCUGUCCUCUCUCUCCUCCUCUGUCUCCCCAGGCUGUCCUCUCUCUCCUCCUCUGUCUCCCCAGGCUGUCCUCUCUCUCCUCCUCCUCUGUCUCCCCAGGCUGUCCUCUCUCUCCUCCUCCUGUUUCCCCAGGCUGUCCUCUCUCUCCUCCUCCUGUCUCCCAGAGUGUCCUCUCUCUCCUCCUGUCUCCCCAAGCUGUCCUCUCUCUCCUCCUGUCUCCCCAGAGUGUCCUCUCUCUCCUCCUGUCUCCCCAGGCUGUCCUCUCUCUCCUCCUCCUCUGUCUCCCCAGGCUGUCCUCUCUCUCCUCCUCCUCUGUCUCCCCAGGCUGUCCUCUCUUCCCUCUCUUACUCUCUGUCUCCCCAGGCUGCUGUCCUGUGUCGCAUGGAGCAAAGUGAGGGGAGACUGAAGCCUGUGACUCUGAGUCUGAGUAAAGAACACAACCCCACAAUGUACGAGGAGCGAAUGAGGAUCCAGAGAGCAGGAGGAACUGUGAGAGAGGGCAGGGUCCUGGGAGUCUUGGAGGUCUCUCGCUCUCUGGGGGACGGUCAGUACAAACGCUGCGGGGUCAUUUCCACUCCAGACCUGCGGAGGUGCCAGCUCACUCGCAACGACAGGUUCAUGCUUUUGGCCUGUGACGGUUUAUUCAAAGUUUUUUCUGCUGAUGAAGCUGUCAAGUUUGUGCUACACAUCCUGCAGAAAGGUGAAGGUUCAGAGGAGCAGAAGGACUCUGGGGUGGUCUCAGACUCUCUCCUGGACUCUGCCUGUCAGCAGCUGGCGUCUGAGGCGGUCAGACGCGGUUGUGCCGAUAACGUCACUGUGAUCCUUGUCUUUAUUUCGUUUCCUAAAUAA